AACAAAUACACGUUAUACUACUGUUAGUGUAAUGUUGCUAAUAACUUCCUUCGACGACCUAUUUUUGUGUAAAGCUUCUUUAGUGCUACUGCAGGUUUCGACCAUUUGAUUAGCUAACGUAAUAGAAGCUAACGUUAAGUUAGUUUGCUAAAAAAAAAACAGCAGACGUUACAUGAGUAUAUUAUUAGCCCUAGUCUGGUAGGUAUCAUUAGUUGAGCAUGUGUACUUAGCUAACACGAAAUAACUUAAAUGAAUAAUUCUGAUAAAAUCGGUUAGCUCGGACUGACUUUAUUUAAAUUGUUAUCUUAAUAAAAAUAUGACUCUAAAUUGUGAAUUUGCAUUGCACUACAUUUUAUUUAAUAAAGUUUUUAUUUUUGUUUUGUUAACCGGUUGUUGUGAUCAUAUACAAAUGUUCAGAAACUCAAAAGAAAGCAAUAUUUAAAACGUAUACAACCUAGACAUAUGCUGAGAAAUGAAUGUCAUUACUAGUUAAUACAUCCACUCUACUGUAUGGAUACACUGGAAUGCUCUGCUGUUGAUACUAACGUUAUUACUAUUACAGCAUUGCUCCACCCCUCCCUCCCCCCAAAAAUAUUCUCCCCAAAAUAUGGUUAAGAUACUGCUUUCGUAUUGUGGUGUCCACUUUAUAAGUAUGAGCUGCCAAUUUCAAUCAGCCUCUAAACUUUCACUUGUAUAGAUUGUUCAGCAAUUAGUAUCGGACUAUCAGGAAGUUAUUCGGCUAAUUGAUAUUAAUAAGCCUUCAUGGGUACUCCAAACUGCGAGGGCAAAUACUUCAUGGCGUGAUCUUAACAUUUCAUUAUUUCUAAUAAGGUCACUGAAUGCACUCUGCACAGGGAAUGCAAGAUUAGGUAUUCAAAAGUGUCUCCUUGAAAAAUGAAAGGUACAGUGAUGUGUGUAAAUAUUUGGAUAGUAAUACAAUUUUAAAAGGUUGUAAUCCCUACAUGGCUACCUUUAAAUAUGAACUUUAAAAAUUGUGUCGCUGUCCAGAUGCUUAGGGACCUCACACAUACAUUACAUAUUUUAGACUUUGACAUAAACACUGUCUGUUUCACACAUUCUUGGUUCCUGAGCUGCAGGGCAGCCAUUUUAGCUGGGUCUUGAAGAGGCAGCGUUUCUUAAAGACACGCUGAAGCUGAAGUUACAAGAACACUUUUACAUCCGCUUCCUGGAAAUCGAUUAGAAUUGAGAUUUGACAUCAUCGUGCACAAGUGGGCGUGUAUGUCGCUGAAAUGUUUGUCUGUUUUCCGUUCCCGUCCAAUCAAUAUCCUUUCCACGCAGCGGUGUGCAUCCUUAUUUAGCAUCCCCCUCCUCUUUCGACGUCAGUCAAAUCAGCUCCCUCUCCUUCAAAAAGUCCCCCCGAAAGAUACGUUCCACUCGUGUAUACAUCACAUCACUUCAGUUUCAGCUCGUCUUUAAGAGGCCCUGAUUUAGACCUUAACAGCGCAGUGAUGCUUACUCUGGUUCUGAGAUUCAUAAGUUCUUACUCAAUUAUGUGGCCACAAUCCCCCCGCCCAGAGUCCAUUCAGAGUGUUGCGUUCAAAAGGGCAUUAAGUUGGCCUGUAAUUGUAAACAUGCUUCAAUGAAGAGCAGUUUUCACUCAGGCUUGCACAUGUGUGUGUGCCUGCAUGUGAACAUGCAUGUGUGUGAAUGUGUGCAUGUGCCUAUGUGUAAAUGUCUCUUCACAGGAGAGGCGCUGUACCCCAACUCUAUAAUGCUUCAGCACCCUCAGCAUCUGCAGUAACCAUGAUGGCAGCUCAGUCGGUGACCAUUGAGGAGUACCAGGAGGGAGAGCAGAUGCAAGUGGUGGAGCAGCAGACGGACGGCAACCCUGACCUGAGGUUUCCGGAAGGUUCUGCGGCAGGCGCCAGCAGCCCCCCUCCUGAAUCGCAGACACCCAUGGAGGCCGACAAGGAGGUGAUCUACAGGCACCCCCUGUUCCCUCUCCUGGCACUGCUCUUUGAGAAGUGUGAGCAGUCCACACAGGGCUCGGACUGUGUAAGCUCUGCCAGCUUUGACGUGGACAUCGAAAACUUUGUCCGCAGCCAGGACAAAGAGGGCAAGGCCUUCUUCAGCGAUGACCCCGAACUGGACAACCUGAUGGUGAAGGCCAUCCAGGUGCUGCGGAUCCACCUGCUGGAGCUGGAGAAGGUGAGCGACCUGUGCAAAGACUUCUGCAGCCGCUACAUCGCCUGCCUCAAGGCCAAGAUGAACAGCGAGACCCUGCUCAGCGGAGAGCCUGGCAGCCCCUACUCGCCUGUACAGACACAGACCUCCUCCUCUUUCACUGGGACAUUCAGCCCCCAGGGGAUUGUGGUGCCAGCAUCAGCUCUGCAACAAGGGAAUGUCACUGUGACAGCCAUUAACCCAACCCAGGUGGUGACAGGUGGCACUGUGUACCAGCCUAUCACAGUUGUCACUCCACAGGGACAGGUAGUGACACAAGCCCUCUCACCUGGGACGAUACGCAUCCAGAACUCACAACUCCAGCUGCAACUGAACCAGGACCUCAGCUUCUUUAACCACGACGACAGCUCAUCCAAGAACAAGCGUGGAGUCCUGCCCAAACAGGCCACCAACGUCAUGCGCUCCUGGCUCUUCCAGCACAUCGGGCACCCCUAUCCUACAGAGGAUGAGAAGAAACAGCUUGCUACCCAAACUAACCUCACUCUGCUGCAAGUCAACAACUGGUUUAUUAAUGCCCGGAGGAGGAUCCUGCAGCCCAUGAUUGAUGCCAGCGCUGCAGAGACACCCAAGACUAAGAAGAAGACCCCACAGAACCGCCCACUGCAGCGCUUCUGGCCCGACUCCAUCGCCUCCGGUGUGCCCCAGCAGCAGCUCACCAUGGCAGACGGCACCAUGGUUACCGUGAGCAUGGACGGGCUGCAGACGCUGUCGUCAGACGGAGCGACGCUGGCGGUGCAGCAGGUGAUGAUCGGAGGUCACAGCGAGGACGAAUCGGGCGACAGCGGAGAGGACGAAGAGAACGGAGACCUGUCCACCUCCAACAUGGCCGAGCUGGGCCUGGAUACCUGUGACUCACUGCAGUAGACUGGAUCCGGAGACGCAGUGUCACACAGUGCAGCGCACCUACAGUACGCACUGAAGCACACACACACACACACACACACACAAUGCAGCAAGCACAACCGUCACACAGCCAGAAGCGCCUCGUUGUGGUUAGCACGUGCACAAACGGGCGCUGCGCUGUUCAUCAGGAGUUUCAUUAAAAAAAAACUCUUUUAUAAACGUAGCUGUAGGAGAGUGCACUUUUUUGUAUCAUACAGUAAGGCUUCGAAAGUGUUAAAACACACCCUUAAGAAAGUUUUUAAGGUCGUUAAGUUAAGUAAAUGUUGAUGACUUUUUUUUUUUUUCACCCUUUUGUUGGGGGUGCAAACUCUUAUGCAGUGCGUCCUUCAACUGGCAUGCCUGUGUUUGAAUAGCUGUGCAGAUGAGAUUUAACAGGAAGAGAAGUUAUUUUUGAUAAAACCUGACAAAUGAUGGGUGUCUUUGUUUUGUGGUGUUUUUCUUUUUUUGUAAGGAAUAUUUAUGUAUAGAUUCAUAAUUAUAGUUACGCUGUUGCCCUGUUUUCUCCAGGCCAUGUGGAUUUUUUUUGUUUUUAUACGAACACACAAAAAAAUGGAUUACAAUGAAAAUUAAUUGUUACAAAUAUCCGGAGGUGAGAUUGGUUUUAACGUGAUCAAAAAAAAAUUCCUUUUUUUGGUAAAUGUCACCUAAAAGCACAGGAAAGCUGAUUUCAGCAUAUAGACGAGGGUAACUGAAAGGAAGUGGAAUUCCAGUCUGUUUGGUGCAUUUUGUACACUAAUGGUAUAGACUGGAUGUUUAGAGCCGGGUAAGAUUGUGGACUGGGUCACAGAUUUCCUCAUACUGAUUUUGAGCAGGUUGGGUCGGGCUCCAUUGUGGAGCCUGAGUGUGGUGGUGAGAUCAGUGCAGAACUGAUGACACGGUUUCAUUUCACCAGCAGCGAGGUGAAUUUGUGCUUGUACCCUUGUGGAGCUCAGAGUUUGGAGACGCGUUAACGCGUAAACGUCUGCAACAGAAUGUGGCAUCGCCCUGGGGAAGCAAUAAGAGUGCGAUUAGUUCCCCUGGCUGAGGACCUUGGUCUUUCGCUCAGCUGACUUGUAUCUCUCGUUAUGUGGUUUUAAAACCUGGAGGAGACCUGCCCACGUUACCGUGUCGCUCUUUCUGAGGAUGGAUUCCCGAUACACUGUGUACUGUGAAACAUUGUCAGGAGGGAUGAAAUGUACCCAAAGCCGUUCAAAGCAAACUGUUCACUGUGUGAACAGUUACACCACAGGCAGAAAGAAAUAAACUGUCCAGUGUGGCAGAGAUGGAGGGGUUUUAUUGCAUGUAAUGUCUUUUAUAUACAUUUAACGGUAAAUAACUAGUCAGAACAAUGAUAGAUAGAACAAACUGAGGAGAGGGAGGAAUCGGUGGUUAGGGCUUUAUCAGCUGUUAAAGACAGCUGCACCUUUACGGGAAACAACUGCCACGUUUCCGUAGCUGGUGGAUGUAUGCAGUCACAGCCACAAUGUGUGUUCACAGUUUUCUGACACACACACACACACACACACACACACAUACAUACAUGCAGGUCCUCUGUGAGUGUGAAUGUCUGUGAGGUUUUUCUUGGACGGGGAGAGAAUGAAAAAUAUCCAUAAAAUGAUUUGUCUCAUAAGUCACUACACAAAUUAGGCCUAUUUUCCAUGUGAACAACCGUAAAAACACAUGAAAGUGAAGAUGAAUUCAGUGGUGAAGCUGGGUACUCUUCAUCCCUCAAGCUCUUCAUCCCCCCCUCCCCUUCCACACACUUGCUAACUGUUUCUGCCUUAGAGCUUUAUAUUUUGGAAUAAACUCUUACAUAACAUCAA
Conger conger (European conger) is the source of this 4910-nucleotide messenger RNA. RefSeq names its product pbx/knotted 1 homeobox 1.1 (gene pknox1.1). The record is from RefSeq and is a predicted model, not a curated record. Gene Ontology annotation, molecular function: RNA polymerase II cis-regulatory region sequence-specific DNA binding; DNA-binding transcription factor activity, RNA polymerase II-specific. Gene Ontology annotation, biological process: angiogenesis; regulation of transcription by RNA polymerase II. Bases 1693 to 3069 code for a protein of 458 amino acids. Lineage: Eukaryota; Metazoa; Chordata; Actinopteri; Anguilliformes; Congridae. The transcript has 10 exons.